AGGGCAAUUAGCUCCUUCCAAAACCAAAAGAGAAACUGAUUAGGGAAAGGCAACGAAUGGAUGUUAAACUGAUGAAUCCCGUCGUGUCCUCCUAUACGUCUCUAAAAUGGGCUUCGGCUUUUUCUCAGCAACCAAACACCAGAUCAACGCUUCCAUCUUCCAAGUUCUUCAUGUCCUCCACAUUUCACAACAAAAGCAUGCAGCUUCAGGAGGAAGAAAUUUUGAAGAAGAGUAGUUUAUUAGGGAGUAAUAGUAAAGCAGCAGGUGGUUCAAAGAGAAAUGUCGUGGGAGUAGCAGUGCCGCCGGCACACGAUGAAAAAAAGUUCGAAGAAAUAUUCAAAUCGAUGGAGAAAUGGGCGGCGGACAACAUUGUGCCUCUCUUGAAACCUGCCAAGGAUUGUUGGCAGCCUCAAGAAUUCCUGCCGGACCCAUCAUCAGAUGGCUUCCAUGACCAACUUCAUCUUCUUCAAGCCAGAGCCGAGCACGUCCCCGACGACUACUUCGUGGUCCUGGUGGGGAAUAUGAUCACUGAAGAAGCCCUUCCCACUUACCACUCCCGUAUCAACGCAACCCACAUCUUCCACGACCGCACCGGGUUCGAUGACACUCCUUGGGCCGUUUGGGCCAGAGGAUGGAGCGCCGAAGAAAACAGGCACGGAGAUCUUCUCAACAAGUACCUCUACCUCUCUGCUCGUGUUGACAUGAAGAAAGUCGAGACCACCAUUCACUAUCUCAUUGGCGCAGGAGUGGACAUUGGGACCUCAAAUAAUCCAUACAUGUGGACCAUCUACACAUCCUUCCAGGAAAGAGCAACGGCCAUCUCCCAUGGCAACACAGCCAAGCUGGCCUUGCAGCACGGCGACGUCAAGCUUGCACAGAUAUGCGGCAUCAUUGCUUCCGAUGAGAAGCGCCAUGAAACUGCUUAUACCAAAAUCGCUGGGAAGCUCUUCGAGCUGGAUCCAAACGGAAUGCUCGUGGCUUUUGCAUACAUGAUGAGAAGGAAAAUCUCUAUGCCUGCUCACUUCAUGUAUGACGGCCACGAUGUUGAUCUCUUUCAACACUUUUCCCAUGUUGCGUCGCGUAUUGGAGUGUACACUGCGUGCGAUUACAGAGGAGUUUUCGAGCAUCUGCUGCGUAGAUGGAACGUGGAGAAGCUCACUGGGCUUUCUGGUGAAGGCAGAGAAGCACAGGAGUAUCUGUGUGGUUUACCUCACAGGAUUAGAAAGCUGGAAGAGAGAUCUUUAUCCAAGCCUAAACAAGCUCCCACCGUCUCUUUCAGCUGGAUUUUCGAUAGACUAGUUUAAUUAAAAUUAGGCCCCACCAGCUCCGUCAAAUAUUAUUAAUAAAAACUUAUCAAUGCAUACAAUAUUAAUUAAUGUGUCUGUUGUGUAUGUUUGAGAGACAACUGAGGACUCCAUCAGUUCGUACUCGUAAUUUGUGUUUUGUGCUACUACUGGAUACUAAUCCAUAUAUAUAAGUUUUAUUUUUGUUUUUC
This is a messenger RNA of Ziziphus jujuba (common jujube), 1495 nucleotides long. RefSeq names its product acyl-[acyl-carrier-protein] desaturase, chloroplastic. Bases 57 to 1304 code for a protein of 415 amino acids. Gene Ontology annotation, molecular function: stearoyl-[ACP] desaturase activity; stearoyl-CoA 9-desaturase activity. Gene Ontology annotation, biological process: fatty acid metabolic process; defense response. The record is from RefSeq and is a predicted model, not a curated record. Gene Ontology annotation, cellular component: chloroplast stroma. The transcript has 3 exons. Lineage: Eukaryota; Viridiplantae; Streptophyta; Magnoliopsida; Rosales; Rhamnaceae.